Messenger RNA from Dentiscutata erythropus, 432 nucleotides. NCBI's taxonomy places the organism in Eukaryota, Fungi, Glomeromycota, Glomeromycetes, Diversisporales, Gigasporaceae. The record is from the annotation of a GenBank genome assembly.
AUGGAUCAAUCAAAUGCUAAUCUUAAUAAUACAAAUAACUUAUCUGAAACUACCUAUACACAUUGUGGAGGAAUCAAUGAAUUUAUAAGAUAUGUUGGUACAAAACUAAGUUUAAAUGCAACAUGCAACUGUUGUUCUGACCAGAAGAAACAAAGCUCAUCAAGUAAAAAUCCAGUUAUUGAAAGUAUAAUACAAGACCAGUCAAUUUAUCUACUACUUGAGAGCACUCCUGAUUCAACUCCAUCAGAAGAGGAUGAAAGUCUAAUUUAUAAAAUGGGUGAUGUCAAAGAACUAGUAGCUGCAUAUUUUCUAGAUAAUGAUGAGAAUGAAUGUGUUAAAUUUUCUGCUGUUAUUGAAUUAAAUAAUCAGUUUAUCGAAGAAGCUUUAUCUAGUGAAAAAGAACAAAAUAAUGGUCAAAGUUUUUGUUACUAA